Lampris incognitus (smalleye Pacific opah) is the source of this 1815-nucleotide messenger RNA. It is a transcript of the gene scrn2, whose product is annotated as secernin 2. The transcript is spliced from 9 exons. Gene Ontology annotation, biological process: proteolysis. The coding region runs from base 168 to 1427 and encodes 419 amino acids. Lineage: Eukaryota; Metazoa; Chordata; Actinopteri; Lampriformes; Lampridae. The record is from RefSeq and is a predicted model, not a curated record. Gene Ontology annotation, molecular function: cysteine-type exopeptidase activity; dipeptidase activity.
AGACGGGGAGAGAGAGCGCGAGAGAGAGAGAGAGAGCGCGAGAGAGAGCGCGAGAGACCUUUAAGUAGAGACCUUUGGAUCCCCAGUCACGUGACUCGGGCUCGCCGCCGCCGCCGCCUGCCUGCCGUUUGGAGCUGAACGCUGUCCGCCGCGGCCCGCUGGAAAGGAUGGGAGAGCCUCCCUUGUCAUGUGACUGUUUUGUAUCGUUGCCCCCUGGCUCUCAAGAUGACCAUGUGAUCUUUGGGAAGAACUCUGACCGUCCACGGGACGAGGUGCAGGAGGUGGUCCACUGCCCCGCGGCCUCUCACCCACCAGGGUCCACGGUGGAGUGCACAUACAUUCAGAUCCCCCAGGUAGAGCACACCCAUGCUGUGGUCCUCAGCAGGCCUGCCUGGCUGUGGGGGGCUGAGAUGGGAGCCAAUGAGCAUGGCGUGUGCAUUGGGAAUGAGGCGGUCUGGACCCGCGAGCCCGUUCACCCUGGAGAAGCUCUGCUGGGCAUGGAUCUAGUUCGCUUGGGCCUUGAGCGUGGGGACAGUGCGUGGGGGGCGCUGACGGUGAUCACGGGCCUCCUGGAGCAACAUGGCCAGGGUGGCCCCUGUAAGGAGGACCCCGAGCCGUUCAGCUACCACAACACCUUCCUACUGGUCGACCGUAAUGAGGCCUGGGUCCUGGAGACGGCCGGCCGGCUGUGGGUGGCUCAGAAAGUCACAGCGGGGGUCAAGAACAUCUCUAACCAGCUGACCAUCGGCACUGAGAUCUCCGCGGAGCACCCGGAGCUGCGGAGUGUGGCCCAGGCUCAGGGCUGGUGGGACGGGGAGGGAGACUUCAACUUUUCCCAGGUGUUCAGCCCUGAGAACCCCCCAGCCAGGAUGGAACUGGCCAAGCUGCGUUACAAGGGAGGCACUGAACUACUCCAGCAACAUGACGGUUCGGUGACAGCAGAGGUGAUGAUGUCGAUCCUAAGGGACAAGCCUAGUGGAAUCUGCAUGGAUUCUGGGGGAUUCUGCACCACUGGCAGCAUGGUGUCCAUUUUACCCAGAGACCCUAGCCUGCCCUGCAUCCACUUCCUCACUGCCACCCCUGACCCCUCCAGGUCUAUAUUCAAGCCUUUUGUCUUCUCGGAGUGCAUGAUCCCAGUGUUGAGGGUGGUGUCCCCACAGUAUGGUGCAGAGGACCCAGCCAGGAAGCAGCCACGCUUCCAGAACCAGGUGGACCGCCAGCAUGACCUCUACAAGGCCCACCAGAAUGCACUCAACAACAUGGAGACUAAACUGGAUCAGGGCUUAGCUGUCUAUGAAAUUCUUAGAGACCUGGAGUCUCAGUGUCUGAAUGACAUUUCCGCCAUGCUCAGUGGCGAGCUGCCAGGGGAGGAAUUAGGGGACUUGUUCUUUGACUGUGUGGACACAGAGAUUAAGUUCUAUCAGUGAGAAGGAAGUGUCCUCUAUUGGAGAUUUGUAGUAAUGCACGUCUGCAGGAGAUGGCCCUGGGACAUUCGCAUUUUGUGUUCCCUUGGUUGGCUUCUCUCAUUCAUGCAAAGCCAUGGCCCUGACAUCAUUCCAUCACUAACGCAGACUAAACGUCUAAACUUUCCAUUUUACUGGAGCAUCACUCGGCUGCAUCAUCCCAGGGAGCAAUGACUGCAACUAAUUAGUGAGUGUAAUAAUGUAGACUACAGAGGUGUCUAUGUAGUGCUGUAUGAUAUUGAAUAAAUACUGUGAAGUAUUGAAAUUUUUUUUAACAUGCACUUCAUUGUUGCAAGUUAAAGAGAUUGCCAUUUGAUGGCUAUACUUGUAGGGAAAGAGUCAAUAAAGAGAG